AUGGUUGUGACGACCGUAUUCGCCCUCCGUGUAUACACUCUCUACGUCAAUAGCAAGGCAAUAAGAAAGCUUCUCGUAGUAGCGAUAGCCGCUUUACAUCUGGUACUCUUAGGCACUACCCUUGCAACGGCCAUUACCGUUUCUAGGGAGAUGAUUUCGGUGCCUCCGUUCAAUAUCUGUUUCGACCCUGGCGUUCCACUAAAGACCUUUUCCCUUUGGUACGGAUCUACGUUGGUAGCAGAAACAAUUAUUGUUGCAGUGACUCUUUACCACGCGGUCCAGUUUCAUCGCGCAUCGUUUAGUCUCAAGGGAACCGCCCCGGGGAUCGUUAUCGCAACGCUACACAGAGAUGGAUUCAGCUACUUUGCGUUCAUCUUCUCGACCAGAUUGGUCCUCUGCAUUCUGGCAAGUCUCAAGAACCAGUCAACCGAGCCGUUUGAGCUGAUAUGA
Molecule: messenger RNA, 450 nt
Organism: Serendipita indica DSM 11827
Lineage: Eukaryota; Fungi; Basidiomycota; Agaricomycetes; Sebacinales; Serendipitaceae
Source: the annotation of a GenBank genome assembly